GUUUGUCCUUCCUCGGCCACUGUAGGCUACGUCAGAUGUAAAUACUGUCAGUUAACUUCUAGCUACUAGCUUAAACAACAUGGCUUUUACUUUGUACUCUCUUAUUCAAGCGGCAGUCUUGUGCAUCAAUGCUGUCGCUGUACUGCAUGAAGAAAGAUUUCUGAGUAAAAUUGGCUGGGGAGUGGACCAAAGUGUCGGAGGUUUUGGUGAUGAACCUGGCAUCAAAGUGCAGCUAAUGAACCUUAUCCGAUCUGUGAGGACAGUGAUGAGAGUGCCGUUGAUUGCAGUGAAUUCAGUAUGCAUUGUGCUUCUGCUUCUGUUUGGAUGAAGAGGCAAGUGAAGAUGGGAUAAUCCAGUUUGCUGUCAAGAGAACUUUCGACCACCUCAGGAACCCUCCAGGAGGGACAUUUUAUCUCUUGGACACGCCGAUUGCCUCCUGUCCGUCAGACUAUGAAUGUUAUUAUUUGAUAUUCCACACCAAUACAUGGGAUACAGCACAGCAAUUUAAAAUAAGCAGAUGUAGUUAUUUAUAAUGGUUAUUUCCCUCUUCUUCUGGAUUGUGCAACAAAAUACUGAAUAGUUAGCACUUGCUAACAUUUGCUUUUGAUUAAAAUAUUAACAUGAUAAACCAGUCUUUCACUUUUCUGAGAAAAAUAUAGCUGCCACAAAGAAUCUGACCGUGAAAUGUUUGCGAUUUAUACACUGAAGCAUGUAAAUUAACUGUCGAAAAUAUGUAAUGGAUGUUGAAAUGCUCAAAAACAAAGAAAGAGUUUUAAAAAUUUUGA
This is a messenger RNA of Scatophagus argus, 785 nucleotides long. RefSeq names its product immediate early response 3-interacting protein 1-like. The transcript has 3 exons. NCBI's taxonomy places the organism in Eukaryota, Metazoa, Chordata, Actinopteri, Scatophagidae. Bases 80 to 328 code for a protein of 82 amino acids. Gene Ontology annotation, cellular component: COPII-coated ER to Golgi transport vesicle; Golgi membrane; endoplasmic reticulum membrane. Gene Ontology annotation, biological process: endoplasmic reticulum to Golgi vesicle-mediated transport. The record is from RefSeq and is a predicted model, not a curated record.